UGCGGCAUCAUUUUGGCUCAGUGGACCCGGACGGAGCAUGGAAUCUACAUCGACAAUGGUUACAAAUUUACCAGUACCCUGACGCCUCGAAAUGUGAAUUAGACGCAUUAGACAUCGGGUCAUCGAUUGAAACCGUCACCGCAGUUGAGAAAAGUCACCCAGAGUUGUCCUAGGGCAUGAAAGUUCCAACAGCGUCUCCUGGAAAAUCAGCAAGCUGCCACUUGAGCGGUUAUCCGGAGCGUCGCGCGCGCUGAGCGGUUGUCCUGGGCGCCAAGGUUGCCGCUUUCAUGAUGUUCGUUCAUCUAUUACUCACCGCUGCAGACAAUAUCACCACCCCCAAGUCAUACAGUUUUGCCGCACGCUUUUCGACGCGCACCCUUUUCGGAUACAUCACCUCAUUUGUCUCAUACCACAUCAUCAGUGGGAGAAGACAAAACAUCCUAUCAGCGUUUCACCAUUCACGCAUCGCUGCCCAGGCGCUGUAUGCCAGCGGCUGGAACCAGGACAAGCUGAAUUCUUCAGUUCAUCGGAGCCGCUUAGUGCUUUGGCGGGUCUACCCGCUUUACGCAGCCACCGUGAAUGUGGUCGUCUUGCUUUCCAUGCUACUCGAGGCCAGCCCCAACUUCGACUUAUGGCUUUACCACCGCUCAACUGUACUUUGGCUAAUGAAGUGGCUUUUGGGAGUGAUGAGCCUGUCAUGCUGCUUUGUCGUCGUGUUUACCGUGAUGUUUGUGGAGCUGGCCAUCCACACGUCUGCAGCUGCGCUACUCGAACAAGUGGGCCACCGCUUUAGUCAGAAGCAAGGAAAAUAUGAGACUGUUCGCUCAGUUCGUAUACACGUCAUGCUCUUAGCAGCUUGUCAGCAAGCAAAUGCCAUGUUUGGCCUCCUUCUACCCCUGUACCUACUGGGCAGCUACGCCGUUUCCGUGCUUAGCACUGUUUCCGUCGUGCGUGGUGGAGUCACGUCUGACAUGUACGGAAUGGUUUGCACAUCUUACAUUUUCGCCUUCUUCGGGCCCAUGUGCUUUGCUGGGGAGCGCAUUCAAGACGCGGCCCUCGGUUUGUCGACGAGGGUGUACGAAGGCCCGUGGCCGGAGGAGGACGUCUGCACUCGUCGUACCCGGCUUCAGAUAAUGGUUUGCUGUGCACGGCCAGCGAGGUUUAUGGUGCCGGGCAUGCCAGUCAUGAAUCUGCCAACGUGUCGCCAGGGGGUCCGCAGCUGGUUCCAAUUUAUACAAGUCCUGAUCAACAUUCAAUCAAGGAAAUAGAUUCUUGCAAUAAAUGUUGAGUUAAAGCUUGGUAUGAACUCGUAUAU
Messenger RNA from Frankliniella occidentalis (western flower thrips), 1315 nucleotides. RefSeq lists its product as uncharacterized. Gene Ontology annotation, biological process: sensory perception of smell; detection of chemical stimulus involved in sensory perception of smell. Gene Ontology annotation, cellular component: plasma membrane. Lineage: Eukaryota; Metazoa; Arthropoda; Insecta; Thysanoptera; Thripidae. Bases 288 to 1268 code for a protein of 326 amino acids. Gene Ontology annotation, molecular function: olfactory receptor activity; odorant binding. The transcript has 7 exons. The record is from RefSeq and is a predicted model, not a curated record.